Equus caballus (horse) is the source of this 2405-nucleotide messenger RNA. RefSeq names its product olfactory receptor family 8 subfamily G member 5C (gene OR8G5C). Gene Ontology annotation, biological process: G protein-coupled receptor signaling pathway; sensory perception of smell. Gene Ontology annotation, molecular function: odorant binding; olfactory receptor activity; G protein-coupled receptor activity. Lineage: Eukaryota; Metazoa; Chordata; Mammalia; Perissodactyla; Equidae. The record is from RefSeq and is a predicted model, not a curated record. Gene Ontology annotation, cellular component: membrane.
UUUCCUCUCUCCUCUGCAGAAACUCUCCAAAGGAAAAUGGCAGCGGGAAAUCAUUCCACAGUGACUGAGUUCAUCCUCGCUGGGCUAACAGAACAGCCAGAACUCCAGCUGCCCCUCUUCCUCCUCUUCCUAGGAAUCUAUGUGGUCACAGUGGUGGGGAACCUGGGCAUGAUCGCACUAAUAGGGCUCACUUCUCACCUGCACAACCCCAUGUACUAUUUCCUCAGCAGUUUGUCCUUCAUUGACUUCUGCCAUUCUACUGUCAUCACCCCCAAAAUGCUGGGGAACUUUGCGACAGAGAAGAACAUUAUCUCCUACCCUGAAUGCAUGACUCAGCUCUAUUUCUUCCUUGUUUUUGCUAUUUCAGAAUGCUACAUGUUAGCUGCAAUGGCAUAUGACCGCUAUGUUGCCAUCUGUAGCCCCUUGCUUUACAAUGUCAUCAUGUCCCAUCAGGUCUGUUUCUCCCUGAUUUUAGGGGUGUACAUUAUAGGCCUGAUUUGUGCAUUUGCUCAUACAGGCUGCAUGUUAAGGGUUCAUUUCUGCAAAUUUUAUGUGAUCAACCAUUAUUUCUGUGAUCUUCUUUCCCUCUUAAAACUCUCCUGUUCUAGUACCUAUGUCAACAAAUUACUCAUUCUAAUUUUUAGUGCAAUUAAUAUCCUUGUCCCCAGCCUGACCAUCCUUAGCUCUUACAUCUUCAUCAUUGCCAGCAUCCUCCACAUUCGCUCCACUGAGGGCAGGUCCAAAGCCUUCAGCACGUGCAGCUCUCACAUCUUGGCUGUUGCUGUUUUCUUUGGAUCUGCUGCUUUCAUGUACCUGCAGCCAUCAUCAGUCAGCUCCAUGGACCAAGGGAAAGUGUCCUCUGUGUUUUACACUAUUGUUGUGCCCAUGCUGAAUCCCCUCAUCUAUAGCCUACGGAAUAAAGAUGUUAAUGUUGCCCUAAAGAAAAUGCUAGAAAGAAGAAUAUUCUUGUAAUAAGAAAUAACACAAGGAUGAUUUAUUAGUCUCAGUCAUUGGCUAUUACAUUGUAUUCAUUGGUAUGUUUAAUCUUAGCUCACCUGUCAUAAAUAUAUAUAUAUCCUCAAAAUAUAUCUAUAUGUUGGAUAUAUAUAUAAACAUAUAUCCAUGUAUCCAUAUAUUUAGCAGGAUUCUAUUGACAUUUCUUAUCCCAAGGCCUUUGCUGCCAUUUCCCUAUGGAAUUUUCUCUCAUAAAUAUCAUUGAGACAUGGAUUAGAAGAAAUACUAAAGACAACCUGCAUACAUGGACUCACUAAUGCCAUCACCGCCAUCUUCUCCCAUUUUUCUCCCAUACAAUUGAUAAAAACCCUCAAUGAAAAUACCUUCUAGCAGUGAUUACCAACCUCCUUUCUUCUUUCUAUUCAAAAACAGCAAAAAUAAUAGCAAUAUGGUGACUGUAAUCUUUAGCUUUUACAUAUCUCUAGUCUGGAAAAUUCUCUUUCUAACCAUAUCUCACUAUACACCUUCUUUUUCUGAGUAAUUUCCUUUAUUUCUUAUCUUCAAAACCUAACCAGAACUUUAAAAUCUGAGUUAUAGACCUAUGUAUAUGUUGUUAUCGUGCCUAAUUCAAUAUCCAUCCCCCUGUUUUGUUAUCUAUUAUUCUAGUUUGUAAUGGUCCGUUUAUUGUCCAAAUUCACACAGGACUGCUAAUCUCCAUCAAGGUAGCCCGCUGUACAUUUAGUUCACUCCCAUAUCUCCAGAUAGCAGCUUGGUUCCUGUUUCCAGUGGAUUCGUUUUACCCUUCCUUUGUUUUUUUUAUUUUUGGUUUCUGGAUUUUUCAGUGGAAGUGGUUAAGUUUCUCCACUUGACUUCUAGUUUAUGGAGACUGCUUUAUCUGUGUGUAUUCAUAGUCUUGUAGUUACACAAUUUGUAGUUCAUCCAAAUCAUUAGCUGGAGGGAAGGUAGGAAAAGGAGUCACAGCUUUCAAGGACUGUUCCCUGAGAACUCUAAAGAUGUUUAACACUGAGCAUACCAAGUACACUAAGCAUACCAAGUAGACCUGGCCAAGAUCUCCAUCAAUCUACCUUGAGAUAACUAAUAAAAUGUGCCAGAAUCUGACCUGAAAAAAUACACCUUUAACGGCUAUAAGAACUUAAUUGUCGUUUCCUCAGAAAAUUCAUCUUUGAAACUCCAACUUAAAUUACUUUCUACACUGUUUCUCUCUUCUAGCUCUCAGAUACUACCUCCUUUCUUCUUAACACUGACUGCUUAUGGUAAUUGUGUGCCUUGAAUGUUUAUUCUUUUAAUCUCCCUUCUAUGAAUUGACUGAGGCUCUACCAGGGUAUAGAGUAGUCACUCAAAUAAUAUAGAUUGAAAAUUGUACCAGGGGCUGGCCCCGUGGCCGGGUAGUUAAGUUCGCGCGCUCCACUGCAGGCGGCCCAGUGUUUCGU